ACUAUAUUUGGAAAUCAAGUAGAACUUGAUAACCAUGAGUCUUUCACCGGCAAGGAUCACUAUAAAAUGUGCAAACAUUGGUCUGCGGCGAUUGCAAAUCGCCACAUGCUUGCAAACCGGUGCCCGUGCCCUGAAUCACAUACAUUUUGGCAAUAGGAGAAGUUUGCACGUCACAUCAAAUUGUCGAUUUUCUGACGAUUCUGGCAAUGUGUCAACCCUCUUUGUUCCAGUUCCUGUUAAACUAACAACUAACCCAGACGAUAUCGAUAUUGGUGCGGAACUCACGUCGGUUGACCUCAAAGAAAAGAAAGAUGAUGUUUUACAGAUUUUAAAUAAGUUUUAUACAAAAAGAGAAAUGAGAAUGCUUGGUGUUGAACAGGGUCUAGAUGCUCAUUUGUUUCACCAGGCUUUUAUCAGCUUUAGACGCUACGUUAUCGAGUCGGAACAUUUGCCUGCUGAUUUACAUAUUAUAUUGAGCGAUAUUCUCUCCGAUUCGGGACACAUAGAUGAUAUUUUUCCUUACUAUAUGAGGCAUGCAAAACAAGUCUUUCCGAUGUUGGACUGUAUGGAUGACUUGAAAAAAAUUAGUGAUCUUACCACACCUGCCAAUUUGUAUCAAGAAGCAAGAGCCAUGAAACGAAAAAUAAUAUUCCAUGCUGGGCCGACAAAUAGUGGCAAAACUUACCAAGCAUUGGAAAGAUUUUAUACUGCUAAGAGUGGAGUGUAUUGUGGGCCGCUGAAAUUACUCGCUAAUGAAGUCCAUCAAAAAUCUAAUGCACGGAGUGACGCUACAACAAUUUCCAACAUCGUCCCAGGAAGUGUUCCGUGCAAGAAGGGUGAUGAGGUAGCGGUCAUCGAUGAGAUCCAAAUGCUGAAGGAUGCCGGAAGAGGAUGGGCAUGGACCAGAGCUCUGUUGGGUGUCUGUGCGGAUGAAAUCCACGUAUGCGGUGAAGCCGCUGCUAUUGAUUUAGUUAAUAGCUUGAUGCUAGAGACUGGUGAAGAUGUAGAAAUCAAUAGAUAUGAACGACUGACACCACUAACAAUUUUAGACGAAGCAUUAGUAAAUCUUGAUAAUGUUCAACCUGGGGACUGUAUAGUAGCUUUUAGUAAAAAUGAUAUUUAUAAAAUAAGUCGUGAAUUGGAGCGGAAGGGGAAAGCGUGUGCUGUUAUAUAUGGAAGUCUACCUCCAGGAACUAAAUUGGCACAAGCUCAGAAGUUUAAUGAUCCUGACGAUCCAUGUAAAAUACUUGUAGCAACUGAUGCUGUUGGUAUGGGUCUUAAUUUAAGCAUUAAAAGAAUCAUCUUCAACUCUGUUGUAAAACCGACGCUGAAUGAAAAGGGGGAAAUUGAAAUAGACAGAUUAACGACCUCGCAAGCUUUACAAAUUGCGGGUAGAGCUGGACGAUACGGAUCCAAGUUUGCGGAUGGUGAGGUGACUACUUUGUAUCCGGAUGAUUUACCUAUACUUAAAGAGAUACUUGAUAACCCUGUAGAGACGAUAGAGGCAGGAGGGCUUCAUCCGACGGCUGAGCAGAUUGAAUUGUUUGCAUAUCAACUCCCGGAUGCAACCUUCUCAAAUUUAGUGGAUAUCUUUGUUCACCUCUCUGAAGUCAACCCUCAUUAUUUUGUGUGCAAUCUGGAUGAUUUCAAGUUUUUAGCAGACAUGAUACAGCACAUACCUCUUGCCUUGAGAGCAAGGUACACAUUCUGUUGUGCACCAAUCAACAGGAAGCACCUGUUUGUUUGUACUUCUUUUCUCAAGUUUGCUAGGCAAUAUAGUCGAAACGAUGCAUUGACGUUUGAGUGGUUGUGUAAACAUAUACGAUGGCCUCUUAAGUUGCCGAUGACGAUUAAAGAGUUAAUGCAUUUGGAGGCAGUCCAUGAUGUUCUGGAUUUAUAUUUGUGGUUCAGUUAUCGUUUCAUGGACAUGUUUCCCGAGGGGGAAGCUGUGAGACAAAUCCAACAAGAACUAGAUUAUAUAAUACAAGAAGGUGUUCUGCAAAUAACUAGAUUAAUCCAAGCUUCCGCCGGGAAAUCCUCAACUACGUAUGCUGAAGAUUUUGAAGUGAAGAAAACCAAAGAAAAAACCAUCUCAGAUGAAGAUGUCAUCAAGAAACUCUCUGAAGGGGUACUGAAGAAAACAAGAACUAGAACAAGAAAAGUUAAUAUUGAUCCAGAAGGCCUGUCGUCUAAUCUUAUCAAGGAAGGUAUUCUGUCACGGGAAAUGGUACAAAAACUACAUGCGGAAUGGGAAAAAGCUUCAGAUAGAAAUGAACAAUCUAAUUACUCCAGGAGUAGAGAUGAACUAGAUAAUUCCAAAAGUAAAAAGAACAGAAGAAAGAAGAGGAAAUGAUUAUUUGAUAUCAGUUUGUACAUUUACAUAAAAUGGCAAAAUAUCCCUGGUUACAGUUCAGAUGAUGCAAAUCUGCCUCGAGGAAAGGACCCAACAUCAUUCAACAAAAUUCUACCUAUUGUGUAAUGUAUACACAAAAUCAGGGAGCCAAAGCAACCCCCCCCCCCUGUUUGGGUUUAUACCCCGGUACUUCUCAGCUGGUGGCACUAUUUAAAAAAAUCUUGUGAUAAAUUAUCGUCUUAGCAUGGCACAGGGUUCAUAGAGCCAAAUGAUUUCCAAGACUUUCCCCAAUGCUAUGACCCUGUAGCAAUCAGCUUUAAAUGUACUGUGCAUGUGAAAGAUAAACACACUGGACCAAGAGAACUAAUGCACAAA
This is a messenger RNA of Saccoglossus kowalevskii, 2728 nucleotides long. Its product is annotated as ATP-dependent RNA helicase SUPV3L1, mitochondrial-like. Gene Ontology annotation, cellular component: mitochondrial degradosome. Gene Ontology annotation, biological process: mitochondrial RNA 3'-end processing. Lineage: Eukaryota; Metazoa; Hemichordata; Enteropneusta; Harrimaniidae. Gene Ontology annotation, molecular function: ATP binding; hydrolase activity, acting on acid anhydrides; RNA helicase activity. The record is from RefSeq and is a predicted model, not a curated record.